Molecule: messenger RNA, 2204 nt
Organism: Populus trichocarpa (black cottonwood)
Lineage: Eukaryota; Viridiplantae; Streptophyta; Magnoliopsida; Malpighiales; Salicaceae
Product: pentatricopeptide repeat-containing protein ELI1, chloroplastic
Exons: 2
Coding region: 68-1876 (602 amino acids)
Biological process (GO): RNA modification
Molecular function (GO): RNA binding; protein binding; zinc ion binding
Source: RefSeq, a predicted model, not a curated record
CCUUACCUACUUUUUAAAAAUAUAGUUAAACAUUACCAGAAGGUAGUCCUCUGCAAAAACUCGACAAAUGAUUUUGUCUCGAAACCUAAUAUCCUUAUCCCAAACAAAGCAAGCCCAUGCUCGCAUCAUUGUCUCCGGUCUCGCAGGCAAAGCAUCCCUUAUGGGUCAUAUCCUUUCUUUCCUUGCUACAUUCCCUUCCAGCCCCUUUGAUUACUCCCUCUCAAUUUACCGUACAAUCAAAAACCCAAACGUUUUUGCCUCCAAUAACAUGAUUCGGUGCUUUGCCAAGAGCGACUUGCCUCUACAAUCACUUGUUCUUUACUCUAGUGUCUUAAGAAACUGUGUAAGACCCAAUAACUAUAGUUUUACUUUUCUCUUGCAAGCUUGUAGUAAGGGUUUGGGUUUGGUUGAAGGGGUUCAAGUUCAUGGGCAUGUGCUUAAACUUGGUUUUGGUGAGGAUGUUUAUGUGAGAAAUGCAUUGAUCCAUUUAUAUUCUUCUUGUUGUAGAACUGAGAGUUCAAAACAAGUGUUUGAUGAAAGUCCGCAUCAUUGUGACGUUGUUACUUGGAAUGCAAUGUUGGCUGGUUUUGCAAGAGACGGGCAGGUUAGUGUUGUACAGAAAUUGUUUGAUGAAAUGCCUGAAAGAGAUGUCAUUUCGUGGAAUACGAUGCUUAUGGCCUAUGUUCAUAAUGGGAAGCUUGGAGAAGCCUUAGAGUGUUUUAAGAGGAUGAGAGAGAGUGGGUUAGUACCAGAUGAGGCCACGUUGGUGACAAUGCUCUCAGCAUCAGCACAAUUAUGUUUGCUUGAACAUGGUCAGUCGAUUCAUUCGAUUAUAGAUUCUUUGAGUCUCCCAAUGACUAUCAGCAUCGGUACUGCGCUUCUGGACAUGUAUGCAAAAUGUGGAUGCAUUGAACAGUCUAGGCUUUUGUUUGAAAACAUGCCUCGAAGAGAUGUUUCUACAUGGAAUGUUAUGAUUUGUGGAUUGGCCUCGCAUGGACUUGGAAAGGAUGCUCUCACACUCUUUGAGAGGUUCUUAAAUGAAGGACUUCAUCCCAUGAAUGUAACCUUUGUGGGGGUUCUGAAUGCUUGUAGUCGAGCAGGUUUGGUUAAGGAGGGCAGACAUUAUUUUCAGAUGAUGACAGAUAGCUAUGGCAUUGAGCCGGAGAUGGAGCAUUAUGGCUGCAUGGUUGAUCUCUUAGGACGAGCUGGUUUAGUAUUUGAGGCUAUCAAAGUGAUUGAGAGCAUGGCUAUCUCACCAGACCCGGUGUUGUGGGCAAUGGUUCUGUGUGCUUGUAGGAUUCAUGGAUUAGCAGAACUGGGUGAAAAAAUUGGGAAUAGACUAAUAGAACUGGACCCAACCUAUGAUGGACAUUAUGUGCAAUUAGCUAGUAUUUAUGCCAAUUCCAGGAAAUGGGAAGAUGUAGUUAGAGUUCGAAGAUUGAUGGCUGAGAGAAACACUAGUAAAGUUGCAGGUUGGAGCUUGAUAGAAGCCCGAGGAAAAGUACAUCGAUUUGUUGCAGGGCAUAGAGAGCAUGAGCAGUCUCUAGAGAUACAAAAGAUGCUUGAAAUAAUUGAAACUCGGUUAGCAGCAGCUGGCUAUGUUCCCAACGUUUCACCUGUCUUACAUGAUAUUGGAGAGGAAGAAAAGGAGAAUGCAAUUAAGGUGCACAGUGAGAGGUUAGCUAUUGCAUUUGGUCUUCUGGUUACAGGGCCUGGAAGUUGCAUUCGGAUAGUGAAGAACCUGAGGGUUUGUUGGGAUUGUCAUGAGGUGACCAAGAUGAUAUCAAGAGUGUUUGAAAGGGAGAUAAUUGUAAGGGAUGGGAGCAGAUUUCAUCAUUUUAAGGAAGGGAAAUGCUCAUGUCUAGAUUAUUGGUAGAGUAAAAGUAUUCGUUGUUAGUUUGUUUUCUUUCAUUAGGUCUUUGCUGGAAGUUUCCAGCUUAAUCUCUGUGUGGCAGGUGCAGCGUAGCUGGACCCAAUUCUGGGAAAAUUGCGAAGCCGCAAAUGCAUUAACUUCCAGCAUAAAAGUAGCUGCCCUAUUUAUAGCAUGGAAUGAAAGGAGUUGUCUUGUUAGCAAUGUAAAGGUUAGGGUUUACACGUUGGUGUACCAUCCUGGUGCUAUCAUGAUUUAUCUUGGCUGUCUUGUUGACAGGCCAUCUUAUUUAUACCUUCAUAAAGAAAUUUCAUUUGGACUGUUAGCAGCAUCA